AUGGCUGGGGACCCUUCAAAACGCAACCAGAACUUGUAUUGCCACUAUCAUCCGGACCAUGGACACACCACUGAGGAUUGCUGGAAUCUAUGGAAUCACUUAGAUCAGCUGGUCCGAGAAGGAAAGCUACGUCACCUUUUACACCCCUCAAGCGGUCAUCCGGGCCAGGCAAUGCAAGAGCCUCGAAAAGAUGUAUCAUUAAGACCCCCCACAGGAACGAUACAUGUCAUCCUCGCCGCUCCAGGAAGAAUCGGGUCAUUUCCUUCCAGGGUGCUGUCUGUGGCUCGGCUCUCCGCCGAGGACAGGGAAAGAGAGUUUAAGAGGUCCAAAAAGGCAAGCUCUUUGAUAUUAGGAUUCUUGGACGAGGAUAAGAGGGGAACUAUCCAACCUCACGAUGAUGCCUUAGUGGUUACGCUAAGAAUCAGAGGUUUCAAUGUGAGAAGGGUGCUGGUAGACCCAGGUAGCGCAGUAAAGGUAAUGUACCCUAAUCUAUACAAGGGGCUGAACCUAAGGCCGGAGGAUUUGACAGCUUAUGACUCUCCCCUUAUCAACUUCGAAGGGAAGACUGUUAUACCAAAAGGGCAGAUCAAACUACCCAUACAGACUGGGUCAGAGGUGGUGGAGGUGAACUUUAUCGUGGUCGAUGCCUAUUCGCCCUACACAGCGAUAGUAGCCAGGCCAUGGAUCCAUGCCCUAAAAGCUAUAUCUUCUACACUUCGAUGCCUUAGUGGUUACGCUGAGAAUUGGAGGUUUCGAUGUGAGAAGGGUGCUGGUAGACCCGGGUAG
This is a messenger RNA of Quercus robur (English oak), 786 nucleotides long. RefSeq lists its product as uncharacterized. The record is from RefSeq and is a predicted model, not a curated record. Lineage: Eukaryota; Viridiplantae; Streptophyta; Magnoliopsida; Fagales; Fagaceae. Bases 1 to 786 code for a protein of 261 amino acids. The transcript has a single exon.